Messenger RNA from Colletotrichum karsti, 1848 nucleotides. RefSeq names its product homeobox domain-containing protein. The coding region runs from base 1 to 1848 and encodes 615 amino acids. The record is from RefSeq and is a predicted model, not a curated record. The transcript has 3 exons. Gene Ontology annotation, biological process: regulation of transcription by RNA polymerase II; cell differentiation. Gene Ontology annotation, molecular function: RNA polymerase II cis-regulatory region sequence-specific DNA binding; DNA-binding transcription factor activity, RNA polymerase II-specific. Lineage: Eukaryota; Fungi; Ascomycota; Sordariomycetes; Glomerellales; Glomerellaceae.
AUGGAUACCGAGGUGGAAAGCCCCAUGGGUCUGGCCGUGACUCCCGGCUCUGCGACUCACCAAGAGUCUAUUCAGACUCCCUCCUCCGCCAACAAGAACAACUCCACCCCCUCGCCGACUUCCGCCAAUGGCCAGGCGCCCUCUUCGCAGUCAAGGCGUCCGCCUCGCAAGAGCACCUUGACCCAGCAGCAGAAGAACCAGAAGAGGCAACGUGCCACUCAAGACCAGCUCACAACCCUCGAGGUGGAAUUCAACAAGAACCCGACCCCUACGGCCACCGUCCGUGAGCGGAUAGCGGAAGAAAUCAACAUGACCGAAAGGUCUGUCCAGAUCUGGUUCCAGAACAGACGCGCCAAGAUUAAGCUUUUGGCGAAGAAGAGUCUCGAGACCGGUGAAGACAUUGAUUCCAUCCCCGAAUCCAUGCGCGCCUACCUCGCCAUGCAGGCGAUGGAAUCUGGCAAGGGUCUGGGCGGUCCAUUCCUCGGCCGCACCGGACUCCUUCCCUACGGCCACAACAGCAUGCUCCUCGGCGGCGACCAGAGCGGCCAGGGCAAAGUUUUGAUUCACCACCUUACUUGCCGUUCCCUCAGCAUCGGCAAGUGGACUCGCGUCGGACAGAACACGAUGGACCUCAUCAUCUUCUACUCCCCUGACAAGUGCACCAUGACCUACUACAUCAACAACGAGCAGGCUGGCUACAAGAUCGAGUACCCCUUCGCCUACAUCAAGAACAUCUUCCUCGAGAACCAGGAGGGCGACCCCAACAAGCCCGGCGGCAUCGUCAUCGAGCUGAACCGCCCGCCCAACUUCUUCAUGGACUCUUCUCCCCAGGCCAGCGGCUUCUUCCAGUGCGGCGACUUCACCGAGGACCAGCAGGCUUCUCAGUGCCUGGUUCACCACCUUGGCGGCAACCCCAAGGUCCUGAGCGGUCAGCUGGCCAAGCUCGUUUCCCUCGAGGCCUUCAUGAACCGCAACAACCCUCACCCCUUCAUCGACCAGCAGCACGCUCUCUCCGUCUCCGCCCCUGUUUCGCCCACGGGAAGACCUUCCUCGCAGCCCAACUUUGCUCAGCCUCACAUUGGCAUGUUCCAGGAGUCCUGGGGCAUCAACAACAUGCACCCCGGCAUGCGCGGCCCUGGCCACAAGAGACAGCGCAGUCGCUCCGUCCCCAUGGCUGUCGACUUCUCGAUGCUCCAGUCGCCGAUGCCCUCGUUCUACAUUCAGCACCCUGGCGAGAUGGCCGCUCCUCAGACUCCGGGUCCUUACCUGCACGCUCCUGUGCCUCAGCAGCCUGGCGGUCUGGGUCCCAACCUGAGAAUCGACACCCAGGCUGGCUUCGGUCUGGACAUGCGCCAGUACCCCAUGUCGGCGACGACCGCUUCCCCGUCUGAGUUCCCUACGAGCCCGGCCUUCUUCUCCCAGCCUCCUGAGCCCAGCCCUCUGCCGACGUCCAACUACAACACUCCUUACGGAAGCGCCUUCCUCUCUCCCAUGACGAACCCCUCCAACAACAUGAUUCCCCCUUCCGUCUCCCCGUUGUCCUUCGGUAGCCAUCACGAGCCGUCGAUCGUUGAGCAGUCGCCGCCCCUGUCCAUGCUCGGCAGACCUGCUUCCGCCGACAUCUACCCCCAAGGUGACAACGGUUCCUGCGCGGUUUCCGACGACGGCACUGGCCUGAACGAGAUGUACUCGAAGCACACCAUCAACCUGCCCAUGCACCCGCACUCCCCUGCUUUCGUCGAGCCUGGCCAAACCGACCUCGACAUGAACCAGCUGGUCCAGUUCGACCAUGUGGACCCCAACUCUUUGUCACCUGACUCCAUGUCCCAGGUGCCUCAGCACCACUGA